UUAACGAAGCCUCUUUGGGAGGAGUAACGUGGGCGUCUGGUCAACCGAAUGGGAUCCCGACUGCUUGCAGAGUGUGACGGUCCAGUAUAAAGAGGGUGAAGGAAUGAGCACGGGCGGCCAUAGUGGAAUGAAGGGCAGGCUGGAGAGACGCUCGAAUUCCGGGAACGUCUUCCUGUGCGAGUCAUAUGUCACACUACCCACGAUGCAAAGCUAACGCCUGACCUCCUGAAGAAGGUGGUAGCCGACCUGUCCGUGACCCACACAUGGCGGCUCUCGGGAACCCUGAUAUGCUGACGAGGAGGAUCAAGCUGUGGGACCUCAACCCGCACAUCACGUGUCACUUGUGCGAGGGCUACCUGAUCGACGCCACCACUGUCACCGAGUGCCUGCACACUUUCUGCAGGAGCUGUCUGGUAAAGUACCUGGAAGAGAACAACACCUGCCCCACCUGCAGGAUCGUGAUCCACCAGAGCCACCCGCUGCAGUACAUCGGGCAUGACCGCACAAUGCAAGAUAUAGUCUACAAACUGGUCCCGGGGCUUCAAGAUGCGGAGAUGAAGAAGCAGAGAGACUUCUACCAGAAGCUGGGCAUGGAGGUUCCUGGCGACGUCAAGGCGGAGCUCUGUGGUCUGAAGGCGCAGCUGGAGCUGCAGCAUAAUGGUGACAUUAAGUCAGAGGACAAGGGCACCAAGGAGGCUGGAGAGGAGAGGGGAGAGGGAGAUGAGGACUACCACCGGAGCGACGAGCAGGUGAGCAUCUGCCUGGAGUGUAACAGCAGCAAGCUGCGGGGCCUGAAGAGGAAGUGGAUCCGCUGCUCCGCCCAGGCAACCGUCCUGCACCUCAAGAAGUUCAUCGCCAAGAAGCUCAACCUCACCUCCUUCAACGAGCUCGACAUUUUAUGCAACGAGGAGAUCCUAGGCAAGGACCACACGCUGAAAUUUGUUGUCGUCACGAGGUGGAGAUUUAAGAAAUCCCCGCUUCUGCUCCAUUACAGACCUAAGAUGGACCUCCUGUAGGAUGCCCGGGGGGGGGGGGGGGCGCUUCUUACGCCUGGACUGUGCUGUUUAUGCAGAGACUGUCAUUCUCGCCCCCCUGCAUCUGACGCACCAGUGAGGUGAAAACUAACGGCACUGAAAACUCGCCCAACCCCCCCCACCCGAUCUGUCUGCCUCACCUGGGGUGACUGCGCCCGUGACUGGACCGUGACUGGACCACUCACACAUAACGCACAGUUACAGGCCACCCAACGACAUGAAGUAUGUAUUUAUUCUCUCUGCACCGAUGAGAGAAUGGGGAGAGCCAUUCAAAAACCUCCAGGAACCCUGUUUACACGUGAUCAAGAAGUAGUCACAUGAUCAAGCCCCGCUGAGCGGUCACAUGAUCAAGCCCCGCUGAGCGGUCACAUGAUCAUCCCCGCUGAGCGGUCACAUGAUCAAGCCCCGCUGGGCGGUCACAUGAUCAAGCCCCGCUGAGCGGUCACAUGAUCAUCCGGCGGUCACAUGAUCAAGCCCCGCACAUGAGCGAUCCCUGCCACUCCCCUCUCCUCCCAGCUGCCCCCGCCCUGAUGGGGUGUGGUCACAUGGGGAUGUGCCACAUGGCCAGCUCGCCGUUCUCAUUCACAUCACCAUAAGGUGCACAUCUUCCAUAGUUUCGUUCCAAGCACAUCUUCCAAGCGCAUCUUCCAAGCGUCUCUUUUGUCUAAUUCAUUGUCUGAUCUCAACUGGGCAAAUUAUUUUUGGUGUGGUUUUGGUCAGUGGGUAUGUAUAAAGUCACUAUGAGAGUUUCUUAAAUUUUAUAAUGCUAUAAAUAGUCCUUAAAAUGCUAUAACUGGUCACUGCAUAAAAGAAAUUCUUAACAAUAAAUAAGAAAUUACUAAUUAAAAAAUGAUCACAAGUCAGAGUAUGCCACAGCUCUUUACAGCAUAUGCCUGUGGACUGAUAGCGUAUACAGAUAAAGGGGCAGUUCCCAGAAUCCUCCGGUGCGAAGGUGAUGAUGUUGUUCUGCCGUCUCUCUGCCAUUUCACUGCCGUCGUGGGUCAAAUGUGUGGCGAGGGUUUUGGCCACAACGGCCGCCUUUCUUCAGCCACCAGAGACGGAUAUGAUGUUUACUGACAGCUUAGAGCAGAAAUCUGGCUGAAGCGUGUAGCAGUCAGCAGCCGUGGAAAGCCGGGGGCUGUUCGUGCUGUGCAGGGCCGACGCAGAGGCACUCAGCCUGGCCCCCUCUUCCCGUUUAAGGCCUCUCUGUUGCCCACCUCCCAUGCAGAGCUCAGGGUCUCCUCUAGUGAUGUUCUGGACCCGAGACUCGGUCCACUGUCACUCAAAAAUGUCAGUGCUGAACUAACGACUCCAGAGGGACCUGAAGAUUGUGAGAAUCACCAUCCACUCAAUGUAACCUUAUUUAGGAAGUGGUUUUAAAUGUCUCUAUUCCAGGGUGCUUGGCAAAAGAUUAACAUGAAAUACUCACAGCACCACAAGAGUAUGCAGUGUGUCUUUGAGCAAGGCUGCUUCACCUCACAGGAUUCUGCUAUGUUUUUUCUAGAAAAACGUAUAAUAUUGACCAAAGGGAAUUGUAUAUUUUUGUCUGAAGUUGAAAAAUGUUAAAUAUCCAUAUUUAAUUUAAUUAGCUACUUCUAUUAGAAUGAAAAGUUAGUUUUUCCCCUACUAUAGAAUAGGAAAUACAACAGAACAUUAGCCUGAGUCCAAACUGUGAAUGACCCAGUUACAGAGUUUCUAUUGGCUAAUUAGAUGAUAAUAAUAUUUAAUUAUCUAUCUCUUUGUCUUCUGGUUUGUUUGAUGUUUGAUUAUGUGUGUGUGUGUGUGUGUGUGUGUGAGAGAGAGAGAGAGCCGGUGUA
Molecule: messenger RNA, 2851 nt
Organism: Paramormyrops kingsleyae
Lineage: Eukaryota; Metazoa; Chordata; Actinopteri; Osteoglossiformes; Mormyridae
Product: polycomb group RING finger protein 3-like
Source: RefSeq, a predicted model, not a curated record